This is a messenger RNA of Lucilia cuprina (Australian sheep blowfly), 2098 nucleotides long. RefSeq names its product membrane metallo-endopeptidase-like 1. Gene Ontology annotation, biological process: protein processing. Bases 97 to 2025 code for a protein of 642 amino acids. NCBI's taxonomy places the organism in Eukaryota, Metazoa, Arthropoda, Insecta, Diptera, Calliphoridae. Gene Ontology annotation, molecular function: metalloendopeptidase activity. The transcript has a single exon. Gene Ontology annotation, cellular component: plasma membrane. The record is from RefSeq and is a predicted model, not a curated record.
CAGUCUUGAUAAUGUGCUUUAAACCACAACAACUGCAGUGAGUACGUGGAAAAUAAAAAGGGGAAAAAUAAUUAUAAAAACACAAUAAUAUCUAUAAUGUUUAUAAAAUAUCUAUGGCCGCUACUAUUAUCAGUCCAACCCAAAACACAGGCUGAUCUAAAAAAUGAUGUAAAUACAAGGGUGAAAAAUUCCAUAUUAAAAUCUAUAGACUUUACUGUUAAUCCCUGUGAAGACUUCUAUACUUUUGCCUGUGGAAAUUAUGCUGAGCAACAUCGAACAAAAUACUAUAAGGAAAUAUCCGGCUUAAUGGAUUUUCAAUAUAAUAAAUAUAUUAUAAAUAUGAUAGAAUCUUGCUAUCAACAUGAUUAUCAAGUAACGGAUCAUUGUCAGUCGUUUAUUGAAAAGGCGAGAGUGUAUUGGAAGGCCUGUCGGAGAGAAGUUAGAAGAGAUCUUCCAAAAUAUUUCAAGGAUAUUAAACCAGGUCCACAAUUAAAUUGGCCCAUAUGGGAGAAAACAACUAACACAUGGUCGCAGGCAACUUAUGAUGUCUGGAUGUUAUUAGGGAAGUUGCAGUCCUAUGGUUUAAAUAAUGUCUUGAUUAAUCAUGAGAUUUCGGUGGAUAGAAAUAAAGAAUUUAGCAUAACCUUAGAACCAGCUUACAGUGAGGAAAAUAGUACCUUACCAGACUUAAAUAUUUUAGAGUUUUUACUAAUGGCUCUAGAAGUUUCUAAACCUAAACAUAUAUUACAUAAUUUAAGAAAAUCUGAUGAACUGUUGCUUGAUAUUUUGAAUCAAUUUGUUGAGGAAGCUGAUGAAAUGCUGGACAUUACUUAUGAAGAUUUAAAGUUACUAUAUCCAAAACUUAAUUUAGAUGUAUAUCUUCAGGAACUUUUAAAUAUAGAAUUAAAUGCAAACACUUCAAUUAUCAUAAUAAAUCCAAAAUAUUUUCAAUAUUUAAACGAUAAUAUGUGGCAGAAACUACAAACGCCCAAUUGGUGCAACUAUUUGAUGAUGAAAUUUCUUUACUAUUUGGUCGUAGACAGUACAAAUGAUUUCACCGCUUUGGAUUGUGUAAAAGAUCUGAGAAAUAAAAUGGAUUUAGCAGUGAAUUUUUUGUUUUAUAAUGAAAACUAUGCCUUCAAAGCUCAACUCUAUAAUGAAGCUGUCAAUGAAAUUUUUGUAAAUAUAAAAGAUCGAUUUAAAAGAUUAUUCACAAACAAUCGCUUAAAUCUGACCGAGACACAAGUUCAAUUUCUUCAACAUAAAUUACAAAAUUUGCGCCUAAAUAUAGGAAAUCUACCCGAUGAUGUAACAUUUGAUAAAAUUGAAACGUUUUAUGAAAAUCUACCACAAUUACAUGAUAAAAAUUACUAUAAAAAUCACUUACUCUUGUUAAAACAUCGUUUUCAAAAGUCUCUUCAUUAUGCGCCUACGCAGAGUUAUUUCAUUGUGAACGACAAUCGUAUGGGUAGUACAUCGGGCGCGUUUUAUGUGAUCAAACAAAAUAUGAUCGUUUUACCAUUCGGCAGUCUAGCGUAUCCACUAUUCGAUGCUAAAUAUAACGAUGACUACAAGUAUUCACUUUUGGGUUUUAUAUUAGCUCAUGAGUUUACACAUGCCUUCGAUACCACUGGUUUAAAUUUUGAUGGCAUGAGCGAGCUAAUAAACGAAGACGGUUCUGAUAUAUUGGAAAAUAUGAAUUAUCGAAAAUCUCUAGUCUGCCUGCAGUCACAACUACCCACCGAUAGUAUAGACGAACGUAUAGCGGAUAUUGUUGGCAUGGAUGUUAUAUUUAAAAUUUUCACAGAAAAUAACCAAAAUCUCAUUCCUGUUAAUCAAUUCAAAUAUUUCUACUUAAAUAUGGCUCAGUUCUUUUGCGGUAAAAGUAAUAUUAAGUUUGUAGAACAUGAUAGUGAUGCUCAGCGUUUGAAUCAGAUUGUCAUGAAUUCAGAAGGAUUCGCGUAUGCUUUCAAAUGUCAUCGAAAUAGUAAAAUGCAUCCAAGUAGAAAGUGUCGUGUGUAUUAAAUUUUUAUAUUAUAGAUUUAAGUAAUUUUACAAAAUAAUUGUAAAUAUAAAUAAAUGUUAAACCUUUAGUAAA